This is a messenger RNA of Marchantia polymorpha subsp. ruderalis, 1912 nucleotides long. The record is from the annotation of a GenBank genome assembly. NCBI's taxonomy places the organism in Eukaryota, Viridiplantae, Streptophyta, Marchantiopsida, Marchantiales, Marchantiaceae.
GACGAGUCAGGCAGAGGUCUCGGGAGCACAGGAGCAGGAGCUUGAGCUUGAGCUGGUUUCCUGUCCUUCGUUCGUCCACAUUUGCAUCUCGCCUCCGACGAUCGUCUCAGGGAAGUCAGUUUUCAGAUUGUUUGUUCGAUCGUGCACAACUCCCGAACUCAGGGUUUAGGCUUGUGACGAGAGAUGGCGAGGUAUGAUCGAGCAAUUACGGUUUUUUCUCCUGACGGACAUCUCUUUCAAGUGGAGUACGCCCUCGAGGCCGUGCGCAAGGGUAAUGCUGCUGUAGGCGUCAGGGGGACCGAUACCAUCGUUCUCGGAGUUGAGAAAAAAUCGACAGCCAAGCUUGAAGAUGCUAGAACCGUGAGAAAAAUUCUCAAAGUGGAUGAUCACAUCUCACUAGCCUUUGCAGGACUCACUGCCGAUGCUCGAGUUUUGGUGAAUAGAGCUCGUGUCGAGUGCCAGAGUCAUAGACUUACCGUGGAAGAUCCAGUUACUGUAGAGUACAUCACUCGCUUCAUCGCAGGGUUGCAACAAAAGUACACACAAAGUGGUGGAGUAAGACCGUUUGGAAUAUCAACCCUCAUUGUAGGAUUUGAUCCGUACACUGGCGUGCCUUCUCUAUAUCAAACGGAUCCCUCCGGAACUUUCAAAGCAUGGAAAGCGAAUGCAACAGGGCGUAACUCGAAGUCUGUUCGUGAAUUUUUGGAGAAGAAUUAUACAGAAACCUCGGGGAAAGAGACCGUGAAGCUUGCCGUCCGUGCUCUUCUUGAAGUGGUGGAGAGCGGAGGUAAGAAUAUAGAAAUUGCCGUUAUGACAAAGAACGAAGGUCUACGGCUAUUGGAAGAAUCUGAAGUGGAAGAAAUUGUUGCUGGGAUAGAAACUGAGAAAGCAGCCGCAGAAGCGGCAAAGAAGGGUCCACCAAGAGAUUGAUAGGUCUCGUUAGCUGCCCCUUGCAUGUAGAAUUGCCCCGUUUGAUUUUGCUAGGAACAGAUGGGGUGCAGCUAAUAAAUCAAGCGGGCAGGUCAUAUGUUCUGUCUGGUUGUACAUUAUGAUCUCCAGAUGUUUGAGUCUGCCCCUGCAUAUUUCAAGUUGAAUCCUCCAUCGUACUUUCCGCCAUUCAUGGGUUUUACAUCAAGCCUCUCCUAUCACGCAAUAUUUUGUACAUGAAGCUUGAUCCAAUAGCUGCUGAUAGUCGUGAGACAGGACAUGUUUUUAAUGAGGUGUAAACAGGCGCUUUUAAAAAACUCGGUGCCUGAAGCUUACGAGACAAGUCAAGACUAUCAACUGGAAUAUUUUUAUCAAGAAUAUGAGCUGCAAAUUGAGUCAUGAGGUGGGAUGUAAUUGUAUGGAACAUUUAGGGUUUAGGAACGUUCUGGAGCGUUGUCCAUGACAGACGAUCUCUACUGUUCAAAGGUAUCUUGUGCAAUUAGCCGGGGAUAGCCUUGCAGCUUAGCAGCAGUAAGCGUCAAACAAGUUCGCUUUGUGAUUAGAUCCUUUACCUCUGCGGUGUUGCCGAAACCAAUUUCUUUCUACAUUCUGUCAAUGUCGCUUUUGUCUUUUUGCUCUUGCCUGAGUGUGGAACUUCUCUUGUGGUAGUUAUCUUAGUGACAUUCAUUCUGUCAGCAUUGUACUUUCCUUCUUUGCGCCAACUCAUCCGUGCCACCUAUGCAGCCUAAAUGACACAUAAUUCAAAAUCACAAAGUAAGAACUGUUCUUAUCGACGUGCAUUUAUUUUUUCUCUGGCUAGUGAUUCGAAACUGCAAAAAGUAAGAAGGCUGUUGAGAUCUCCCCUUUGCCAUAGAUUGUCCUUAUUUCCCUUGUUUAUGUACGUUUUGUACUCAGUACCUGAGCCGAGCUCAAGGCGUUGUUUAGUGGCAUUGAUGUAAGACUUGCCAUGGACAAGACAUUCACA